CGAGGCUCCUACAACAUACCCUUGACGCAACAUGUGCUUACUCACCGACGUGUAAUUGCUCUGACGAUUUACUAUGGGCUUUACUGUAAUUCUCAAGUGUCCUCAAGUUUAUAAAGCAAUGAUCCUCACACAAGUUGCCAGACCAAAGAGGGAGUUGCAAAGAGGGGAACCCUCGAAAACUUCAGGAACGAAGGAACAUUGGAUGCAUAGAAGACAAAGGAAACAGAAUGGAACUGAAACCACUGCUGAGAAGAGCGGGCUUGAUUGUCCGUGCCUUCUUCACUUUCCUCUUCGCCCUCUGUGUCCUUGGGGUGAUGGUGUGGGCUUACGUACAGGGUUUCCAGCUGGUGUCGUCCCAGUACGGCAUCAUCUCCUUCGGCUUCUACGGCCUCCUGCUGGGGCUCCAUGUGCUGCUCCAGAGCCUGUUUGCCUACAUGGAGCACCGGCGCAUGAGAGCCCGAAAGGCCGCCUGCACCUUCACCAAGACCGUCGGCCUCACCAUCUCCGCCUACCAGGAGGACCCGGCCUACCUCCGCGAGUGCCUCCACUCCAUCCGGGGUCUCAAUUACCCCCCGGAGCUGCUACGGGUCAUCAUGGUGGUGGACGGAAACUCAGAGGACGACCUGUACAUGCUGGAGAUGUUCCGGGAGGUGUUUGCCGAACAGGACCCUGGCUGCUAUGUGUGGAAGAACAACUACCAUACUUGGGACCCCACCAGAGAAGGGGAUGUGGCCGGAGCGAACGGCCCAGGGGGAGAUGCUGGUUAUGGGAUGGGAGAGGACCCUCAAAGGAGGGAGGUGGAGGACCUGAUCAACAGCAGGAGAUGUGUGUGCAUCAUGCAGAAGUGGGGCGGGAAGAGGGAGGUCAUGUACACAGCAUUCAAGGCCCUGGGAUCCUCGGUAGACUACAUACAGGUGUGUGAUUCCGACACCAAGCUGGAUACUCUGGCCACGCUGGAGCUGUGCAAGGUGCUGGAGAGCGACCCCAGCUACGGUGCGGUGGGAGGAGACGUGAUGAUCCUGAACCUGAAGGAGUCCUACAUCAGCUUCAUGAGCAGCCUCAGGUACUGGAUGGCCUUCAACAUCGAGAGGUCCUGCCAAUCCUUCUUCAACUGCGUCUCCUGCAUCAGCGGGCCCCUGGGACUGUACAGGAAUGACCUACUCCAGCAGUUUCUAGAGUCCUGGUACAAUCAGAUGUUCUUGGGAACUCACUGCACAUUCGGGGAUGACAGGCACCUCACCAACCGAAUGCUCAGUAUGGGCUACGCCACUAAGUACACCGCACGCUCCAAGUGCUACACGGAGACGCCUGCUCAGUUCUUACGCUGGCUCAGCCAGCAGACGCGCUGGACCAAGUCCUACUUUCGGGAAUGGCUCUACAAUGCCAUGUGGUGGCACAAGCACCACCUCUGGAUGACCUACGAAUCCAUCGUCUCGGGCGUCUUCCCCUUCUUCGUCACGGCGACCAUCAUCCAGUUAUUCUGGACGGGCACCUUGUGGGACAUCCUCUGGGUCCUGUGCUGCAUCCAGCUGAUUGGCCUGGUGAAGGCAGCGUACGCCUGCCUGCUGCGACAAGACCUGGUGAUGGUGUUCAUGUCCCUCUACUCCGCCCUCUACAUGAGCAGCCUGCUGCCUGCCAAGUACUUUGCCAUCCUCACUAUGAACAAGAGCAGCUGGGGGACCUCCGGCAGACUCAAGAUGGUGGGGAACUACGUCCCCCUGCUCCCCCUGUCGGUGUGGGCGGCCAUCUUGUUGAGUGGGCUGUCCUUCACCAUCUAUAAGGAGACCCAGAAGGACUGGGACAGUGCAGCAAAGAUCGAGGAAACCAAGUUUCUGAUAUUCGGUUGUGCGGCCUACGUGUGUUACUGGCUCUUCAUGGUCAUCCUCUACUGGGUGUGGUUCCGCAAGGCCUGCCGGAAACGCUCCCAGAGUUACAAUGUCAGUGUGUAGGGGGUUGCGUUCCCUGGAGGGGUGAAACAGACUUGAACGCAUUCACUUGUUAUUUUUGUAACAAUACAAUUGUUAAGUAUUUGUGUGUUUAAUUUAUUUUCUUGCUUGUUUUGUUGGUAUUGUAAUUUAUUGGAGACAUGGCUUUUAUGCAGCUGCUGUAGCAUUCACCGAAAAAUCAGUUCUUGAUUGACAGCUACACCAUCUGUGCAUUAACAGUUUACAGUGUAGUUGUACACUGUGCCAUGUUGCUAUGUGCUGCUGAACCAGGAGUUUUUACAGCUCUGUUAGCACAACUGAAUGAAAAUGAGCUUGAAGCCCACGUACUGUACUUCUCAGGAGAUCACAGAACAGUCUGCACUAGAACUCGGUUGAAUGGAACAAAAUUAUUCAAUUAUGGUGUUUCCUCAUGUAGAUGUGUUUGGAGCCAUUGAUACUGUAGAUUGUAAUGACAAGGACUCUGACUCAGAGACUGCUCAGUGUUCACUGCAAAAUAUGUGUAGUAAAGCACCGUAUGGAAACGUCAUGAUAUUGAAAGAAAUGCUGUGUUUUAACUUUUGCAUCUAAUCGCUGCAUAUGGAUAGAAAGUCCUUGUCUCUAAAAAACGCUCUUUACAAAACAAGCACUGGAAACUGAAUGCUCUCUUCCACCUCCUUGAACCCCCCACUGAGACAAAUGAAGUAUUAACAGUGUCCCCUAUGUGAGGGAACCUUUGCUCAGCAGGAGAGCUGGGUGUGAUGUGUGAGAUGAAGCAUGGAGAUAAUGAUAGAGGAGAGAGAAGCAGCAGAGAGCAGGACCAGUAGGGUGCCGUGGACCCUCAGAUAAGUCUGGAAAUAUGGACUGCUGUUUAAUAAUGUUUACAGUGCCAGCAGAAAGACAAUCCAGACAACCAGAGGUAGAACUGUAUUAUUCAACAUAGUGCAUGUCACAGCCGACAAUUCUUGGGGCAUGUGAAGU
This is a messenger RNA of Osmerus eperlanus (European smelt), 2903 nucleotides long. Its product is annotated as hyaluronan synthase 1-like. The coding region runs from base 228 to 1949 and encodes 573 amino acids. The transcript has 5 exons. The record is from RefSeq and is a predicted model, not a curated record. Lineage: Eukaryota; Metazoa; Chordata; Actinopteri; Osmeriformes; Osmeridae. Gene Ontology annotation, biological process: extracellular matrix assembly; hyaluronan biosynthetic process. Gene Ontology annotation, molecular function: hyaluronan synthase activity. Gene Ontology annotation, cellular component: plasma membrane.